AUGGGAACGGUCGUGGUCAACGUUGGAGAGUUUUUUUUUCAGGUGAUGCAAGACACCGGUCGCAUGGAGAAGAGCAUGGAUGUGACAUUAUUCCCCCAACAGCCUGACGGAUGCCUGGAAGAAACCCUCUGGAGCGAGACUCUCCCGCCUAUUCUUGACGAACAGGGUAGAGUAAACGGCUUCUACCACCGGACUGCCGAGGUGACCAAUGAAAAGGGCACCACCAGCAGACCGAAGGAAUCGGUUUGGGAACAUUUUUUUGAAGCUCUGCGAGAAAAUCCGCAAGACGUUCCUAUGGCUUUCGCGUACUCCGCCGAGGAUGACGCCGCCUCCGGCAAAGUUGACUUUGCAAUAGUCGCUGGGCUUGCCGCCGGGUGGACAUUUACGAAGGAUCGACGGGUUUCCCAUUCUAUUACCACUGACUGA
This is a messenger RNA of Cladophialophora bantiana CBS 173.52, 426 nucleotides long. RefSeq lists its product as uncharacterized. The transcript has 2 exons. The record is from RefSeq and is a predicted model, not a curated record. Bases 1 to 426 code for a protein of 141 amino acids. NCBI's taxonomy places the organism in Eukaryota, Fungi, Ascomycota, Eurotiomycetes, Chaetothyriales, Herpotrichiellaceae.